AUGUUCACUCUGAUGACAGGUUUUUACAAAUACAUGUUCAAAAAGGAUGAAUAUUUUGUUCUCAUUCUUGGGUUGGAUAAUGCUGGAAAAACUACAUUCCUUGAGCAAACGAAAACCAAAUUCAACAGAAACUAUAAAGGGAUUAAUUUGAAAAAGAUAACAUCAACCGUUGGCUUGAACAUUGGGAAGAUUGACACAUCAAACAUCCGAUUGAGUUUUUGGGAUUUGGGAGGGCAGGAGGAAUUGCAAUCUCUCUGGGAUAAAUAUUAUGCAGAGUCCAAUGCUAUCAUUUAUGUUGUCGAUUCAUCAGAUGAGAAUAGAUUAGAUGAGUCUAAAUCAGCAUUUGACCAAAUGAUUUCCAAUGCUUCACUGCAAGGAGUUCCCUUACUUGUACUAGCUAACAAACAGGAUUUACCGAACUGCGUUUCAAUGAACAUAAUAGAUAAGCUGUUCUGUCAGGAGCAGUCAGAUAUGAUUCAAAGAAGUUGCAAAACACAAUCUGCAUCUGCUCUUACUGGGGAGGGGAUUGAUGAAGGAAUCAAGUGGCUGGUCAAUUGUAUAAAGAACAACAGCUUCUUCAGACCGCCUCUGCAGACCUGA
Molecule: messenger RNA, 600 nt
Organism: Helobdella robusta
Lineage: Eukaryota; Metazoa; Annelida; Clitellata; Rhynchobdellida; Glossiphoniidae
Exons: 7
Coding region: 1-600 (199 amino acids)
Biological process (GO): protein localization to organelle; intracellular protein transport; Golgi to plasma membrane protein transport
Cellular component (GO): Golgi apparatus
Molecular function (GO): GTP binding; GTPase activity
Source: RefSeq, a predicted model, not a curated record